UGCGCCCUUUGUGGGCAAUGGACGUAAAUUACAGGUCAUUACAGUCCUAAAUAGAUUCUACCUUGGUUGGUGGUAGUCUGUUGUUUUUUUAAUCAACAAAUGCGUUGUUAUUUCACAGCCAACGAGCUGGCGCGUGUACAGGUUGCAAGUCAAACAGCUACAACGUUACGGAUUUAUUUUCCCCACACGCAGCACCGGAAGCAGAAAUACACCUCACUUGGGUUUUGUUUUGUUUUGUUUGUUAGUAUCUGGAGUUGGAGAAGAGGUAGAGCGUGCAUGGGGAGUUGCACCUUGGGAAUGGAAGAUGAACACAUUUCUCUGAAUGUGUAUACGUGUAAAAUGCCGAGUUUUGUCAGCAGAUAUGACGAAGAGACAGUCUGCAAUCCUUCAGAAAUGCUUGAUAAAGUUGAGACAUCAGGCACAGAUUUUAUUCAAGAUGUCAGGGAAACAAAGAUCCAAACACCAGACGGUGACGGGAUUUUGGAGACGCACACACACAGGGUUACGAGAACGGGUAGUAAAGAAAAUGUUGAGGGAUACAGUUUCAGAAAACCGACUGCAGUGGGUAUUUUGAGGAGGAAUUUCGGGACGACGAGAUCCCCUACGAAUUUCAAAAACAAUUCAGCAGAUGACCAAAAACACCCAGAGGAUGCCAUGGUAGAAAUAGUUUUAAAUGAACGAAUUGAUCAUGUGGACCUUGAAAAGUCAAGUGGCAGUGAAACGAAUGUGAAAGAGCAAAUCGCAGAUCACACAGAGGGAUUAACGUCAUCCGAUUUGAAUGAAGUUGAUGUAACAUAUUCUGACGAUAUUUGUGAAAGUAGCAGGGCGGACGACGAUGUCGUACAGUUAAAGGAACAUGUUUACUGUACUGUAUACUGUAUUGCAAACGAUAACUACAGGAAACCAGCUGACAAUACCGGAGAACACCAAUAUAAUGGGGCGAUAACUCCGUCAACAUCAAACGUCAUUACAAAGCCAUCCACAGAUUUGCGGCAGCAGAGCAAUCUGAAAAUGGGCCACCACAACAUUUCCGAUCCAUAUAGCCUACCGAACCUGGUUGAUCCUAGAACUCUGACCAACUUUUACAACGGGGAUUACAAUGAAUCAGUUGUUUUGGCAUGUCGCAUCUGUCUGGACGACACACACAUAAAGCCGUUACUUUGUUGCAAGAAGGCUGUCUGUGAGGAAUGCCUGAAAAUAUACAUCAUUUCACAGGUCAGGGUGGGCAGAGCGGACAUCGUGUGCCCCAUCACAGAGUGCAGUGGUUACCUGGAGGAGAGCCUGGUGAUGUCCCACCUGGGCAGUGAGGAAGUGGCCAAAUACAAAUACUUCCUGGAGCUGAGCCAGAUUGACUCUAGCACCAAACCCUGUCCCCAGUGCAGCCAGUUCACCUCGCUGAAAGGACACACCCCCAGCAGGGCAGAGCACAAAUACAAGAUCCAGUGCACAAAGUGCCAGUUUGUGUGGUGCUUCAAAUGCCACGCCCCCUGGCACGAGGGCCUGAAGUGCCGGGACUACAGGAAAGGGGACAAGCUGCUGCGUCAUUGGGCCAGCAUCAUCGAGCACGGCCAGAGGAACGCCCAGAAGUGCCCCCACUGCAAGAUCCACAUUCAGAGGACGGAGGGCUGCGAUCACAUGAACUGCACCCAGUGCAGCACCAACUUCUGCUACCGCUGUGGGGAGAAGUACCGCCACUUGCGAUUCUUCGGGGAUCACACAUCCAACCUCAGCGUGUUCGGCUGCAAGUACCGCUACCUUCCUGAGAAGCCCCACCUCCGCCGGCUGGUCCGGGGGUCCGUGUGUGUGAGUAAAGUGGUGGUGGCCCCUGUUGUCAUAGUCCUGGUGGUGGUUGUCGGAGCAGUAUCCAUGGUCAUAGGACUCGUGGCUUUUCCUAUCUUCUACAUCUGUAAGAAGAGACGGCAGCGCACCCAGGGUACUGGCCGUUGGCACUGAGCUGAGCACCAUGGCAGUGUGGUCAGGACCCUGCUCCAGAUACGAAGCCCAGGGAGGGGACACAUGGAUUUGGGGGGAGGGGGGAGGGUUGGUUUCCAUCCACAGCCUGAGAAGAGCAAUGCUUUCCAGUGGCCUUCUCUCUCUACUGCAUGUCUACCACAACACUGUAUGUGGCUCCUCCUCCAGCCUGUGGAUCUAAAGGCUCACAGAGCAGUCUACUCCUGUUCCGCCCAACUUACCUCCACAGUGUCUGGGCUCCUAUAGCAUGGCUAGUGAAACAGAAACACAUGGGGUAGAAUGGGAAAGAGUUACUGAAGACGUGUGGGUGAGUCUAUCACCAUUCUUUUGCGGACCCUGAGCACCUGCAUAUUUAUGACAUUUUCAGGGAUUUUAUUGUGGUGCGUCCAUACAGGUAACUACCAAAAUGAAGGAAAAACUUGAGUAAAUGAGGGAUACAAAGUGCAGUGCAUUCAGAAAGUUUUCAGACGCCUUCCCUUUUCCAACGUUUUGUUACGUUACAGCCUUAUUGUAUUUUUUCCCCAUCAAUCUACACACAAUACCCCAUAAUGACACAGCAAAAUGUUUGCAAAUGUAUAAAUAAAUAACAACGUAUACGUUAUUUACAUAAGUAUUCAGACCCUUUGCUCUGAGACUCAAAAUUGAGCUCAGAUGUAUCCUGUUUCCAUUGAUCACCCGAUGGUCACUCUGACAGAGCUCCAGUGUUCGUCUGUGGAGAUGGGAGAACCUUCUAGAAGAAGAACCUUCUGCAGCACUCCACCAAUCAGGCCUUUAUGGUAGAGUGGCCAGACGGAAGCCACUCCUCAGUAAAAGGCACGUGACAGCCCGCUUGGAGUUUGCCAAAAGGCACCUAAAGGACUUUCAGACCAUGAGAAACAAUAUUCUCUGGUCUGAUAAAACCAAGAUGGAACUAUUUGACCUGAAUGCCCAGAAACCUGGCAUCAUACCUAUGAUGAAGCAUGGUGGUGGCAGCAUCAUGCUGUGAGGAUGUUUUUCAGCAUCGGGGACUGGGAGACUAGUCAGGAUUCAGAGAAAUAUGAAUCGAGCAAAGUACAGAGAGAUCCUUGAUGAAAACCUGCUCCAGAGUGCUCAGGACCUCAGACUGGGGCGAAGGUUCACCUUCCAAUAGGACAACAACUCUAAGCACACAGCCAAGACAAUUGCAGUCUCUGAACGUCCUUGAGUGGCCCAGCCUGAAAAUAGCUGUGCAGCGAUGCUCCUGAUCCAACCUGACAGAGCUUGAGAGGAUCUGCAGAGAAAAAUGGGAGAAACUCCCCAAAUACAGGUGUGCCAAGCUUGUAGUGUCAUACCCAAGAACACUCAAUCGCUGCCAAAGAUGCUUCAACAAAGUACUGAUUAAAGGGUCUGAAUACUUCAUUUUUGCUUUUUGCUGUCAUUAUGGGGUAUUGUGUGUAGAUUGAUGAGGUGGAAAAUACUAUUUAAUCUAUAACGUAACAUAACUAAAUGUGGAAAAAAUCAGGGGCCUGAAUACCUUCCGAAUGCACUGUAUAUAGAAACCAGGUGCUUCCACACAGGUUUGUGCUGAACAAAUUAGAGCUUUUUGAAGUUGGUUUGGUUUCUGUUUGGUUUUUGAAAAAUCAUCACUGUUUUCUAUUUACAUUUGUGUGGGUUUUGUGUGGGUUGAAUGCAGUAACACAACCUUUAUUCAACCAUCCUAUUCACAUUACUAUAAUACAAUAUUUCAGUUGUUGUGUAUAAAGAUUCUGGUCAUUAGAGUUAAUUACCAUGCUUUCUGCACUUAAAUAUUUUUUAUUUCACCUUUAUUUAACCAGGUAGGCAAGUUGAGAACAAGUUCUCAUUUACAAUUGCGACCUGGCCAAGAUAAAGCAAAGCAGUUCGACAGAUACAACGACACAGAGUUACACAUGGAGUAAAACAAACAUACAGUCAAUAAUACAGUAUAAACAAGUCUAUAUACAAUGUGAGCAAAUGAGGCGAGAAGGGAGAUAAAGGCAAAAAAGGCCAUGGUGGCAAAGUAAAUACAAUAUAGCAAGUAAAACACUGGAAUGGUAGUUUUGCAAUGGAAGAAUGUGCAAAGUAGAAAUAAAAAUAAUGGGGUGCAAAGGAGCAAAAUAAAUAAAUAAAUUAAAUACAGUUGGGAAAGAGGUAGUUGUUUGGGCUAAAUUAUAGGUGGGCUAUGUACAGGUGCAGUAAUCUGUGAGCUGCUCUGACAGUUGGUGCUUAAAGCUAGUGAGGGAGAUAAGUGUUUCCAGUUUCAGAGAAUUUUGUAGUUCGUUCCAGUCAUUGGCAGCAGAGAACUGGAAGGAGAGGCGGCCAAAGAAAGAAUUGGUUUUGGGGGUGACUAGAGAGAUAUACCUGCUGGAGCGUGUGCUACAGGUGGGAGAUGCUAUGGUGACCAGCGAGCUGAGAUAAGGGGGGACUUUACCUAGCAGGGUCUUGUAGAUGACAUGGUGCCAGUGGGUUUGGCGACGAGUAUGAAGCGAGGGCCAGCCAACGAGAGCGUACAGGUCGCAAUGGUGGGUAGUAUAUGGGGCUUUGGUGACAAAAUGGAUUGCACUGUGAUAGACUGCAUCCAAUUUGUUGAGUAGGGUAUUGGAGGCUAUUUUGUAAAUGACAUCGCCAAAGUCGAGGAUUGGUAGGAUGGUCAGUUUUACAAGGGUGUGUUUGGCAGCAUGAGUGAAGGAUGCUUUGUUGCGAAAUAGGAAGCCAAUUCUAGAUUUAACUUUGGAUUGGAGAUGUUUGAUAUGGGUCUGGAAGGAGAGUUUACAGUCUAACCAGACACCUAAGUAUUUGUAGUUGUCCACGUAUUCUAAGUCAGAGCCGUCCAGAGUAGUGAUGUUGGACAGGCGGGUAGGUGCAGGUAGCGAUCGGUUGAAGAGCAUGCAUUUAGUUUUACUUGUAUUUAAGAGCAAUUGGAGGCCAUGGAAGGAGAGUUGUAUGGCAUUGAAGCUUGCCUGGAGGGUUGUUAACACAGUGUCCAAAGAAGGGCCAGAAGUAUACAGAAUGGUGUCGUCUGCGUAGAGGUGGAUCAGAGACUCACCAGCAGCAAGAGCGACCUCAUUGAUGUAUACAGAGAAGAGAGUCGGUCCAAGAAUUGAACCCUGUGGCACCCCCAUAGAGACUGCCAGAGGUCCGGACAGCAGACCCUCCGAUUUGACACACUGAACUCUAUCAGAGAAGUAGUUGGUGAACCAGGCGAGGCAAUCAUUUGAGAAACCAAGGCUGUCGAGUCUGCCGAUGAGGAUGUGGUGAUUGACAGAGUCGAAAGCCUUGGCCAGAUCAAUGAAUACGGCUGCACAGUAAUGUUUCAUAUCGAUGGCGGUUAAGAUAUCGUUUAGGACCUUGAGCGUGGCUGAGGUGCACCCAUGACCAGCUCUGAAACCAGAUUGCAUAGCAGAGAAGGUAUGGUGAGAUUUGAAAUUGUCGGUAAUCUGUUUGUUGACUUGGCUUUCGAAGACCUUAGAAAGGCAUGGUAGGAUAGAUAUAGGUCUGUAGCAGUUUGGGUCAAGAGUGUCCCCCCUUUGAAGAGGGGGAUGACCGCAGCUGCUUUCCAAUCUUUGGGAAUCUCAGACGACACGAAAGAGAGGUUGAACAGGCUAGUAAUAGGGGUGGCAACAAUUUCGGCAGAUAAUUUUAGAAAGAAAGGGUCCAGAUUGUCUAGCCCGGCUGACUUGUAGAGGUCCAGAUUUUGCAGCUCUUUCAGAACAUCAGCUGAAUGGAUUUGGGAGAAGGAGAAAUGGGGAAGGCUUGGGCGAGUUGCUGUUGGGGGUGCAGUGCUGUUGACCGGGGUAGGAGUAGCCAGGUGGAAAGCAUGGCCAGCCGUAGAAAAAUGCUUAUUGAAAUUCUCAAUUAUGGUGGAUUUAUCAGUGGUGACAGUGUUUCCUAUCUUCAGUGCAGUGGGCAGCUGGGAGGAGGUGUUCUUAUUCUCCAUGGACUUUACAGUGUCCCAGAACUUUUUUGAGUUAGUGUUGCAGGAAGCAAAUUGCUGCUUGAAAAAGCUAGCCUUGGCUUUUCUAACUGCCUGUGUAUAAUGGUUUCUAGCUUCCCUGAACAGCUGCAUAUCACGGGGGCUGUUCGAUGCUAAUGCAGAACGCCAUAUGAUGUUUUUGUGUUGGUUAAGGGCAGUCAGGUCUGGGGAGAACCAAGGGCUAUAUCUGUUCCUGGUUCUAAAUUUCUUGAAUGGGGCAUGUUUAUUUAAGAUGGUUAGGAAGGCAUUUAAAAAAAUAUCCAGGCAUCCUCUACUGACGGGAUGAGAUCAAUAUCCUUCCAGGAUACACCGGCCAGGUCGAUUGGAAAGGCCUGCUCGCUGAAGUGUUUCAGGGAGCGUUUUACAGUGAUGAGUGGAGGUCGUUUGACCGCUGACCCAUUACGGAUGCAGGCAAUGAGGCAGUGAUCGCUGAGAUCUUGGUUGAAGACAGCAGAGGUGUAUUUAGAGGGCAAGUUGGUUAGGAUGAUAUCUAUGAGGGUGACCGUGUUUAAGGCUUUGGGGAGGUACCUGGUAGGUUCAUUGAUAAUUUGUGUGAGAUUGAGGGCAUCAAGUUUAGAUUGUAGGAUGGCUGGGGUGUUAAGCAUGUUCCAGUUUAGGUCGCCUAGCAGCACGAGCUCUGAAGAUAGAUGGGGGGCAAUCAGUUCACAUAUGGUGUCCAGAGCACAGCUGGGGGCAGAGGGUGGUCUAUAGCAGGCGGCAACGGUGAGAGACUUGUUUUUAGAGAGGUGGAUUUUUAAAAGUAGAAGUUCAAAUUGUUUGGGUACAGACCUGGAUAGUAGGACAGAACUCUGCAGGCUAUCUUUGCAGUAGAUUGCAACACCGCCCCCUUUGGCAGUUCUAUCUUGUCUGAAAAUGUUUUAGUUUGGAAUUAAAAUUUCAGAAUUUUUGGUGGUCUUCCUAAGCCAGGAUUCAGACACAGCUAGAACAUCCGGGUUGGCAGAGUGUGCUAAAGCAGUGAAUAGAACAAACUUAGGGAGGAGGCUUCUAAUGUUAACAUGCAUGAAACCAAGGCUAUUACGGUUACAGAAGUCGUCAAAAGAGAGCGCCUGGGGAAUAGGAGUGGAGCUAGGCACUGCAGGGCCUGGAUUCACCUCUACAUCGCCAGAGGAACAUAGGAGGAGUAGAAUAAGGGUGCGGCUAAAAGCAAUAAGAAUUGGUCGUCUAGAACGUCUGGAACAGAGAGUAAAAGGAGGUUUCUGGGGGCGAUAAAAUAGCAUCAAGGUAUAAUGUACAGACAAAGGUAUGGUAGGAUGAGAAUACAGUGGAGGUAAACCUAGGUAUUGAGUGAUGAAGAGAGAUAUAUUGUCUCUAGAAACAUAAUUGAAACCAGGAGAUGUCAUUGCAUGUGUGGGUGGUGGAACUAAUAGGUUGGAUAAGGUAUAGUUAGCAGGACUAGAGGCUCUACAGCGAAAUAAGCCAAUAAACACUAACCAGAACAGCAAUGGACAAGGCAUAUUGACAUUAAGGAGAGGCAUGCUUAGUCGAGUUAUCAAAAGGGUCCGGUGAGUGGAGAAGUUGGUUGGGGGUCACGGCGAUUUAGACAGCUAGCCAGGCCAUCGGUAGCAAGCCAGCAUAGGAUGGAGGUCUGUUAUUAGCCACCUCUUGCGUUCCGUCAGUAGAUUAGUGGGGUUCCGUGUGGUAGAGGGGAUUAAUCCAAAUCACACAACAACAACAAAAAUAAAAACAA
Molecule: messenger RNA, 7628 nt
Organism: Oncorhynchus keta (chum salmon)
Lineage: Eukaryota; Metazoa; Chordata; Actinopteri; Salmoniformes; Salmonidae
Product: E3 ubiquitin-protein ligase RNF217-like
Exons: 6
Coding region: 100-1953 (617 amino acids)
Biological process (GO): positive regulation of proteasomal ubiquitin-dependent protein catabolic process; ubiquitin-dependent protein catabolic process; protein polyubiquitination
Cellular component (GO): cytoplasm; ubiquitin ligase complex
Molecular function (GO): ubiquitin protein ligase activity; zinc ion binding; ubiquitin conjugating enzyme binding
Source: RefSeq, a predicted model, not a curated record